CUAAAACUGUUUAUCACAACCACCAGAUAUUUUUCCCAUUUUGAUCAUAAUUUGCACAGAUUUCAGAUCUUCUCAAUGAUAUUUCUUUUUACUUAGCUAACAUAUGUAGUAAUUACACGUGACAUAUGAUAAAUUUAAAAAAAACUGCUUAUUUCAUCAAGCAUUACAUUGUUCUUGUAGCUAAAACCAUUAAGACGGUGUUUUCGUUUUUAAUCGAACCACAGUUAUUAUCUGGCCCUUACGGACGAAGAUGGACAGCAACGUCGGUAUUCCGGAGUUUUUCGCCGGCAAGUGCAUCCUCGUCACGGGUGCGACGGGAUUCAUGGGCAAAGUGCUCGUCGAGAAACUUCUCCGAUCAUGUCCUGAUCUUGACACCAUCUACUUGCUCAUGAGGCCAAAGAGCGGACAGCACGUAGCGCAAAGGCUAAACGAUCUUCUGAACACGAAGAUAUUUGAGUGGUUGAAAAAAAACCGAAAGGAUGUCCUGUGUAAAGUAUUUCCUGUGGUGGGCGAUAUUUCUCUCCCAGAGCUUGGAAUAAGCCAAGAAGACCAAAAUAUGCUCGUUGAAAAGAUAUCAGUCGUUUUUCAUGUUGCUGCGACUGUAAAAUUUGAUGAACCUUUGAAAAUUUCAGUCGGGAUGAACCUAACAGGGACAAAGCGCUUGUUGGAACUCUGUGCUCGGAUGACCAAACUUGAAUCUGUAGUUCAUGUCUCGACAGCUUAUUGCAACUGUGAUCGAGCUGAAGCUGAUGAAAUCCUUUAUCCAGCUCCUGCUGAUCCUGAAAAUGUAAUCAAAAUGGUCGAAAUUUUAAACGAUGAUAUGUUAAAUAUUCUAACACCUAAGUUAGUCAGCACAAAAAGACCCAACACGUACACAUUCACUAAAGCUUUGGCUGAACAUGUUGUCGCAGAACAAGGAGGAAGAUUGCCUGUAGCAAUAUUCAGGCCUUCUAUUGUGUCAGGAGCGUGGAAGGAACCGUUGCCAGGAUGGGUUGACAAUUUAAACGGUCCGACUGGAAUUCUUGCCGGUGCUGGAAAAGGUGUGCUCAGAUCUAUGAUCUGCUAUGGUGAUUGUAUUGCAGACCUGAUACCAGUAGAUUUGGCAAUCAACUGUUUAAUAGCUGUAGCUUGGCAAACCGCAGUGAAACGUCCCAACAAUAUCAUCAUCUACAACUGCACAUCAGGAGCGACAAACCCAAUCAAGUGGGGAUACCUGGAAGAUGUGGGAUUUCAGAUGAUACUCAAAUACCCACCUCGAGAUAUCCUCUGGUAUCCCGGGGGCAGUUUUAAGACAAACCAUUACCUAAACACACUGCACACACUUCUUGCUCAAAUGAUACCAGCAUACUGCAUUGAUUUCAUCGCAAAAAUGGCAGGAAAAAAGCAAUUCAUGGUUCGUGUGCAAGAAAAAAUUCUCAAGAAUCUUAAGACUAUUGAGUUUUUCACAACAAGAGAGUUUAGGUUUAAAAACGACAAUGUUGUAAAUCUUUUUUCAAACCUAAAAGCUGAAGAUAAGACUGUAUUCAAUUUCGAUGUUACUCAAAUUGAUUGGCGUACCUACCUUGAAUCAUACAUGCUUGGUACAAGGAGUUAUGUCCUCAAAGAGGAUCCAUCAACAAUUCCAGAAGCGAGAAUAAAUCUUAGGAGGAUGUAUUGGGUUCAGCGGAUAUGCCAACUAUUUCUGGCCACGACGAUGUUUUGGGCGUUCAUAAACCGAUCACAUUUGGCAAAAUCUGCUCUCUGCUGCUCAUUGUCAUAUGCCGUAAAAAGUGUCAGUUCCUUAUUAAGGAUGGUUGGUAACGAUUUGUAAAAUAUUGUACACAAGGAGGAAAGUAUCCAACAAACUGUGGAUAGUUAUUGUUUAUAGAUAAUGUUAAUACACUGGUUCAAUUUUAAUUUCUUUAAA
Messenger RNA from Cimex lectularius (bed bug), 1906 nucleotides. RefSeq names its product putative fatty acyl-CoA reductase CG5065. Gene Ontology annotation, molecular function: alcohol-forming very long-chain fatty acyl-CoA reductase (NADP+) activity. Gene Ontology annotation, cellular component: peroxisome. The record is from RefSeq and is a predicted model, not a curated record. Gene Ontology annotation, biological process: long-chain fatty-acyl-CoA metabolic process. Bases 251 to 1810 code for a protein of 519 amino acids. The transcript has 9 exons. NCBI's taxonomy places the organism in Eukaryota, Metazoa, Arthropoda, Insecta, Hemiptera, Cimicidae.